AUGAACCCCUUCAUCCGACUCAGCCGCUUCCUUCGACGACCACCAUCAUCACGACGCAGCAUAUCCACACGCACGCCUCCUAAGCUAGAUUCCUUCACAAAAAACGAAGAAGAGCGAAUGCCUGCAUUUACACGAGGAUUAUACUAUCCCGUCAACCUAGGCGAUAUCUUCCAUUCCAGAUACAAGGUCCUCAGCAAGUUGGGGUAUGGGGCGAACUCAACCGUGUGGUUUUGUCGGGAUCUGCAACAUCAUCAAUAUGUAGCGCUGAAGAUCUACACCGGCAGCAGCAACAGAAACAGUAGUAGUCCUAGGGCUAAUCAGGAAGUACGCGUACUAGAGCAUCUCGCUAAAAUGAAGACAAACCAUCCGGGCAGCAGUUGCGUCCACAACAUGAAAGGGAAGUUUGAACUGAUCGGGUCCAGCGGUGUCCAUCAGUGUAUUGUCUUUGAACCGCUCGUGACGAGUCUUUUGCAUUUCCAGGCGACGCUGGACCCGAAGAGCUUGACGGAGGAUAUGUUGAAAGGGGCGUUGCAGCAGUUGUUGAUGGCGCUGGAUUAUUUGCAUGCUGAGGGUGGGGUCGUACACACUGACAUACAAGCGAAGAAUAUCAUCAUCAGCGCAAAGGAUGAUUCAAUUUUCCACGAGUGGGAGAAUCAGGAAGCGGAUGAUCCCAGUCCCCGGAAGAUCGACGGUGGGAGUAACUACACCGUCUAUCAAUCGCGUCCAUUCCAUCGAACGAAAGGUUGGAAUCGCAGUUUCGGGAUGCCACUGCUCUGCGAUUUCGGGGAAGCCCGCCUGGGAAAGGGAGUCCACGAUGGACUGGUCCAGCCGGAUAUUUAUCGGGCGCCGGAGGUUAUCCUCGGAUUACGAUGGACGUCGAAGGUCGAUAUAUGGAAUGUUGGGGUGCUAAUAUGGGACCUUUUUGAGGAUCACCAUUUGUUUGAUGGUCGGGGUCCCGACGGUAGACAUUCGGAUGUGCAUCUGCUCGCGGAGAUGGUCGCGAUGCUGGGUCCUCCACCGGUUGGUUUUCUGUCCCAAUCUCCUCACAGCUGGAAUUAUUGGAAUUCAUCGGGAGAGUGGAUAGGGUCUGCGGGAGUCCCCGACAUGUCCCUGGAGGACUCGGAAGAGUACCUGGCAGGCGAGAACAAGGAGACGUUCCUGCGCUUCAUGCGAAAGAUGCUGCGAUGGGACCCGGAAGAGAGACAGAGCGCCCGUGAACUUCUGACGGAUCCUUGGUUGACGAGUCCGUAG
Molecule: messenger RNA, 1251 nt
Organism: Aspergillus campestris IBT 28561
Lineage: Eukaryota; Fungi; Ascomycota; Eurotiomycetes; Eurotiales; Aspergillaceae
Product: putative protein kinase
Exons: 5
Coding region: 1-1251 (416 amino acids)
Biological process (GO): regulation of mRNA processing; protein phosphorylation; spliceosomal complex assembly
Molecular function (GO): protein kinase activity; ATP binding
Source: RefSeq, a predicted model, not a curated record